AUGUCAAUACCGAAAUUCUACAUACAUCCCCAAGACUCAGCACUAAAACACUUCCCUCCCCUCCUCUCCCAGCACAUCCCCCUAAGCAACGCAAUCCACAACCGCCUCCGCGCACCCCAAAACACGCCCUUACGACACUGUCUCUUCGCGACCACCUUCCCUCCAAACACCCCCAACUCAACACCUUCCGAACCAUGGACAAUCCUCUUCUCAGACCGUUCACGGCUCAAGGAAUCCCAAAUCUGGAUUUUCAACUCGCUAAUCAACUCACCCGUCCCUCUCUCACCCCAAGAAAGCGACACACUUAACCUGCAAGUUAAAGAAGCAGUGCAUUUCCUAAAGAACUCAGAGGUGAAAGACGCACCAGGCUGGCCAUUCGAUCCGUUACUGCGAUUCGGCGGCGUACAUAGUCUCAUUACUGAGGUGUUGGUAACCGAGUUCCGAGAUGCGAUAUCCUAUAUCACGCGUUGGAAUAUGUAUACCAUCCCUACUACAACAAAUCCUGAUCCAGGUUCUGAGAAUAGCCCAUUACAUUCACUUGAGAAGAAAACAAACACCCUCCCACCAGGCUUCACACUAUCCCUCAUCCCAACCUCACACCUCCCCCUCAUAAUCUCCACCUCUUCCAUCCCGCGACAGGCAGAAACCCUAAAACAGCAAGCGAACGCUUGCAUUCUAAAUACCGAGGGCGAGCCAGUCGCAUGGGUAUAUCUGGGUCUUGAUGGGAGUCUUGCUACGUUGUACGUCGUGCCGGAGUACAGGAGCAGAGGGCUAGCGACCAUCGUGGCGAGGGAGUUGCUGAAGAGACUUGAGGAAGGGGGGUUUGAGGAUUUGGGAAUUAGGGGGAGUAGUGGGUGGGUGCAUGCUGAAGCUAAGGAUGGGAAUGUGGAGAGUGAGACUGUGAUGAGGAGGUUGGGUGGGUGCGUUGCGGCGGAGACUGCGUAUCUUUCUUUGGAUAGUGAGAAGAUUUGA
Hymenoscyphus albidus is the source of this 972-nucleotide messenger RNA. Lineage: Eukaryota; Fungi; Ascomycota; Leotiomycetes; Helotiales; Helotiaceae. The record is from the annotation of a GenBank genome assembly.